AUGAAGCUUUUCAGCCUCCUCACCCUGGCAGUGAGCGCAACCGCCUGCGCCGACCACGUGCAACGCUUCUGCACCGACCGCCGCGAGCGCGACUCCUUCAGCGGCCGGAUCCAUUCCGCCGACGUCUUCGAGUACAAGUACAUCCCCUUUGAAGUUUCCCCAGGCGUCACCUCCAUCCGUGUCGGAUACGACUACACGAACCGGACCGAGAGCACCGUGUACGUCGGUGUCUUUGACGAGCGCGGAUAUGCCCUUGAAGAUGGAAAGAACCUGACGGCGGGGUUCCGCGGGUGGUCGUUUGCGCUUCUGAGUAACUGGACGUUUACACCGACCGAGACGACGCCCAUGUAUGUGGGUGGUCCCGUCGCGCAUGGGACGUGGUCGCUCGUUCUGGUUGGGAGUAAGAUCGUGGGUGAGUAUGUCGACUACAACAUCACAAUCGACUACGGGUACGAGCCUGUGCAAGGGCCGCGCUUCUCGCUGCAGCCCGCGGCCGCUGAUCUCGGGAUUGAUGCUGCUCGCCGCGCACGCAUGGACAACGCGACGGACGGCGCGAUCUGGCUCAAGGGCGACUUCCACGUGCACACGACAUACAGCGACGGGACCUGGACGCCGCAGGAGCAAGUUGCGAACGCGCAAGAGGUUGGACUCGACUUUUGGAUCUCGACCGAGCACAACAGCGUCAGCGGGAAUAACGUCAUGGGGUCGUUCGCGCCCGAGGACAUGCUCAUCGGCCGCGGGAUGGAGGUUACAACUCGCUUCGGACACUGGCAGGCCGUCGGCAUCGAUCACAGCCAGACGCCCGAGUGGCGGUACGAACCCAACAGCGCUGAGUUCGCGAAUGCGGUCGCACAGGUCCGGCGCGUGGGCGGGUUCGUCUCGGUGAACCACCCCUACAUGCCGUGCAAGGAGUGUAUCUGGAACCUGGAUACGGAGUACAAGUACGCGGAUGCGAUUGAGAUCUGGAAUGAUGGGGUUACCGAGGAGAUUAACCAGCAGGCCAUUGACCUCUGGCAUGGAUUGCUUGUGCAGGGGCGGAGGAUUACAGGGAUCGGUGGGAGCGACACGCAUCACCCGCCUAGCAUGAUUGGCUGGCCGACGACGAGGGUCAAGGCGCGCUCGCUGAGCACCGCGGCGGUUGUGGAGGGUGUUAAGCGGCGGCGUGUGUAUAUCUCCAAGAGGCCCGAGAUGGAGAUUGACUUUACGGUUGUUGGGGAGGGGAUCCAUGCGCAGGUUGGGGAUGUCGUUGAGACGAAUGGGGUUGCUCUUACUGCGAGGCUGGCGACGCAGGGCUUUGGUGGUCAGACUGCUUGCUUUGUUACGGAGAAGGGGUACCUCCGCAACCAGACUGUCCAGGAUGAGGAGCCGAUUACGCUGGAUAUCGAGGAGGGCACCAAGUUCCUUCGUGUCGAGCUUCGCAACUCGACCGGGAGCUUUACCGGGAUUACGAACCCAAUUUAUCUGGAGUAG
Molecule: messenger RNA, 1470 nt
Organism: Aspergillus calidoustus
Lineage: Eukaryota; Fungi; Ascomycota; Eurotiomycetes; Eurotiales; Aspergillaceae
Source: the annotation of a GenBank genome assembly